Molecule: messenger RNA, 1533 nt
Organism: Penicillium roqueforti
Lineage: Eukaryota; Fungi; Ascomycota; Eurotiomycetes; Eurotiales; Aspergillaceae
Product: cytochrome P450
Exons: 3
Coding region: 1-1533 (510 amino acids)
Molecular function (GO): heme binding; oxidoreductase activity, acting on paired donors, with incorporation or reduction of molecular oxygen; iron ion binding
Source: RefSeq, a predicted model, not a curated record
AUGUCAGGUUACAUUCUUCUUACGCUGCAACUGGCAGUUGUAUCACUCCUAGUCAUUUUGUGGCACUCCUUUCAACCAAAUACUUGGUCAAAUCGAGUAGUGUCCUGCAUAAUCAAUAAAUUUUUACUCUGGUGGUAUCCAAUAUAUUCAACAGAUGGCUCAACGCCUAUUCCAACUUGUCCCUACCGAUUUCCAGAUGGCGGGGGGAGUAUCAAGUUCCUGGAAGGAGAGAAUGUCUCUCGCCAGUGGGCCGAGAAAUAUGGCCCGGUGUAUCGCAUCUGGGUUGGACUCACGCCAGAAAUCAUUUUGACCCGCGCGGAUGAGAUCAAGACGGUCUUUAAAGACUCUGGUAACCACCACAAGGCUUCAAACCUAAAUGGUGGAUGGGUAAUGGGAGAUCUAGUCGGCGAUGGUGUCGGUCUGAUCAGUCAAGGACACUGGAAACGAGUCCAUGCUGUAGUUUCACCACCCUUUACCCAGAAGCCCACGACAUACGUUCCAUUUGUCCAUUCCCGUAUUUCUCGCCAUUUUUCCGAGUUAUACAAGCAGUAUGAAGGCGGGAAAACGCUGCGAAUCAAGCCCGCCGAGGAUCUCAAGCUUCUGCCCUUCUGGGUCAUUAGCGACCUCUUAUAUGGAAACUUGUCCCCGGAGAUGACAGAGGAGCUGUUGCACAUUACCGAUUUGCGCACCGAUGUGUUUCAAUAUGCCUUCAAGGGUGGUCUGUCACUCUUUUCCAUCAGCAAGAUAUUUUACCCGGCUAUAAGGAACAAGCUUCACGUCUUCCACGCUCGCUGGGCUAACUUCAAUCGGAAGGCGUAUCAAUAUGCAAUGAACCGUGACGAUGCCUCUGCUUGUGCUAUUGUUGGCUUGUAUAGGGCCGUGGAACAAGGUCAGAUUACGCCAACCGAGCUGAUGCAUACAUUGGACGAAGCACUAUUUGCCAACAUCGAUGUGACGAUUGGCAGCUUCUCUUGGAUCCCACAAUUCCUGGCUGAGGAUCCCGGAUUACAGACCGAGCUUAGAGCAGAGAUCUCACAGACCAGAUCCGACACAACUCCAGAGUCUUGGGUCAAAUACAUUGCCAGCAACACCACUCUGCUGGCAAGUUGUAUCAAUGAAUCUGCGAGGCUGAAGCCAGUCACCAACUACACCUAUGCGCAAUCGAUGCCCACUGACCGGGAUGUGGGUGGAUACCGCAUUCCUCGUGGGACCUUCAUGGUGGUUGACACCAAUGCGCUGAAUAUCUGGGAUGACGCGUGGGGCUCCGAUAAAAUGACCUUCCGGCCCCGGCGGUUCCUGGAGGAAUCUAGGGCCAGCUUUCGGUAUCGCUUUUGGCGUUUUGGCUUCGGGCCCCGCCAGUGUAUUGCGCAAGCCUUGGCAGAUACGAUCCUCAAGGUGCUGGUUGCGUACACCGUCGAAAAUUACGAGUUAAAGUCCGCUGGAAAGUCUGCUGUGAAUGAGGAGGACGCCCGGAAACGAGGCGAAGCGUGGUUCAAGGUUGCCGAGCAGGAGAUUAUCCUGGAAGCGAUAUAG